Miniopterus natalensis is the source of this 6020-nucleotide messenger RNA. RefSeq names its product erythrocyte membrane protein band 4.1 (gene EPB41). The record is from RefSeq and is a predicted model, not a curated record. Gene Ontology annotation, biological process: cortical actin cytoskeleton organization; actomyosin structure organization. Gene Ontology annotation, cellular component: plasma membrane; cytoskeleton. NCBI's taxonomy places the organism in Eukaryota, Metazoa, Chordata, Mammalia, Chiroptera, Miniopteridae. Gene Ontology annotation, molecular function: actin binding; structural molecule activity.
GGGCCCGAGCCUCGGACGCCAGCGCCUCCUCCUGCCAUUGUUCAUCCGGCAGCUGCAGCGGCAGGCGAGGGACCCUGGUCCCGGUUGCCACCGCAACAUCAUGACAACAGAGAAGAGUUUAGUGGCUGAGGCUGAAAAUUCACAGCACCAACAGCAGAAGGAAGAGGGUGAGGGAGCUACAAACUCAGGCCAACAAGAAACUCAGCUGGAAAAGGCUUCUGAAGCAGCAGCUGAGGGAGAUAAUCAGUGUGAGCAGAAACUGAAAACAUCUAAUGGAGACACUCCGACCCAUGAAGACUUGACCAAGAACAAGGAUCGGACGUCAGAGAACAGGGGCCUGUCACGGCUGUUCUCCUCAUUUCUCAAAAGGCCUAAAUCUCAGGUCUCUGAGGAAGAAGGCAAAGAAGUAGAGUCAUCUAAAGAGAAAGGUGAAGGAGGUCAGAAAGAUAUAGAAUUUGCAGCAAGUCUUGAUGAAGAGAUCAUUUUAAAGGCCCCAAUUGCAGCUCCUGAACCUGAACUCAAAACAGACCCAUCUUUGGAUCUUCACUCGUUAAGCAGUGCAGAAACACAGCCUGCUCAGGAAGAACGCAGAGAAGAUCCAGAUUUUGAAACUAAGGAAGGAGAAGUUGAAGAGUGCUCUAAAAUAGAAGUGAAAGAAGAAAGUCCUGAAUCAAAAGCAGAAAGUGAAUUAAAAGCUUCCCAGAAAUCAACCAGAAGACACAGAAACAUGCAUUGCAAGGUUUCUUUGUUGGAUGACACAGUUUAUGAAUGUGUUGUGGAAAAACAUGCAAAAGGACAAGAUUUGCUUAAACGAGUGUGUGAGCACCUUAAUCUUUUGGAAGAAGACUACUUUGGUCUAGCCAUUUGGGAUAAUGAAGCCUCCAAGACAUGGCUGGACUCUGCCAAAGAAAUAAAAAAGCAGGUUCGUGGUAUCCCUUGGAAUUUCACAUUUAAUGUAAAGUUUUAUCCACCUGACCCAGCACAGUUAACAGAAGAUAUAACAAGAUACUAUUUAUGUCUUCAGCUUCGGCAGGACAUAGUUGCAGGACGUCUGCCCUGUUCCUUUGCAACCUUAGCAUUAUUAGGUUCUUAUACCAUCCAGUCUGAGCUGGGCGAUUAUGACCCAGAACUCCAUGGUGCGGAUUAUGUUAGUGACUUUAAACUGGCCCCAAAUCAGACCAAGGAACUUGAAGAGAAAGUCAUGGAACUGCAUAAGUCAUACAGGUCCAUGACUCCAGCUCAAGCUGACCUGGAAUUUCUUGAGAAUGCCAAAAAAUUGUCCAUGUACGGUGUUGACCUUCAUAAAGCAAAGGACUUGGAGGGAGUGGAUAUCAUCCUAGGUGUCUGCUCUAGUGGCCUUCUGGUUUACAAAGAUAAGCUGAGAAUUAACCGCUUUCCUUGGCCCAAAGUCCUGAAGAUUUCUUAUAAACGUAGCAGCUUUUUCAUCAAGAUUCGGCCUGGAGAGCAAGAACAGUAUGAAAGUACCAUCGGAUUCAAACUUCCCAGUUACCGAGCAGCUAAGAAAUUAUGGAAAGUCUGUGUAGAGCAUCAUACAUUUUUCAGACUGACAUCUACAGACACCAUUCCUAAAAGCAAAUUUCUUGCACUGGGAUCCAAAUUUCGAUACAGUGGCCGAACUCAAGCUCAGACCAGACAAGCUAGUGCUCUGAUUGAUAGGCCUGCACCACACUUUGAGCGUACAGCAAGCAAACGGGCAUCCCGGAGCCUUGAUGGAGCGGCUGUUGAUUCCACAGACCGAAGUCCUCGGCCCACUUCUGCACCAGCCAUUGCUCAGAGUCAGGACGCAGAAGGCAGUGUGCCAGGUGCAUCUGUCAAAAAAACAGCAGUUUCUAAAGCACAGAAGGAAACAGUGAAGGUUGAAGGGAAAAAGGAAGAAGUACCAUCUGAGCAAGCUGAGCCAGAGCCCACAGAAGUGUGGAAGAAAAAGAGAGAGAGACUAGAUGGUGAAAACAUUUAUAUCAGACAUAGCAAUUUAAUGUUGGAGGAUUUAGACAAAAGUCAAGAAGAGAUCAAAAAACAUCAUGCCAGCAUCAGUGAGCUGAAAAAGAACUUCAUGGAGUCUGUACCAGAGCCACGGCCUAGUGAAUGGGAUAAACGCUUAUCCACUCACUCCCCGUUCCGAACACUUAACAUCAAUGGCCAAAUCCCCACAGGAGAAGGAGUGAAGAAAACCUCUAUCCUUCCCUCGGAAAGAAAGGUUGGUGGGCCAGAGAAUGUAAAUGGCAUUCGCACAGAGGAGGCGGCUGCCGUGACAAAGGGGCCAUCUACCAACCCUGACUCUGAAUGGGAGGGCCCCAAGCAUUCAGUAAUUCCUAGUAAGAGCCAAAUGACCACCCCGUCGGAGUCUCCACAAAGCUUUGACUUUGGCUCCCUCUCCAUAAGCAGCAAGGAGACAGAAGAGAAGGAGCAGGGGGCAGCUGGCUAUCUUGAUAUUAAGGAAAUGCCACAAGGCCCAAGUGGGGAGUGUGUAGGAGUGGAGGAGCAGGCCAGUGCCUUAAAGCUCUCAGUAUCACCAGCUUCCUCUCAGCUGCAACUUGGUGAAAAAAGAGCAGAGAGUAGUGAAGACCAUGUUACACCAGGAGAGCCACUUGGAAAGCAAAAUGGAUCAUUUCUUGACUCUUGUGUGGGUAACCAGUUCCCCACCCUCAUUCGAAGUUUCCAGCCUCCCCUGGUGAAGACUCAGACCGUCACCAUCUCAGAUACUGCCAAUGCUGUGAAAAGUGAAAUCCCAACCAAAGAUGUCCCUAUUGUCCACACUGAGACCAAGACCAUCACCUAUGAAGCUGCUCAGACUGAUGACAGCAAUGGGGACUUGGACCCAGGGGUCUUGCUGACAGCUCAGACCAUCACAUCUGAAACCACCAGCAGCACCACCACAACUCAGAUUACCAAGACUGUAAAAGGUGGGAUAUCAGAGACCCGGAUUGAAAAGAGAAUUGUGAUCACGGGAGAUGCCGAUAUUGACCAUGAUCAGGUCCUUGUGCAGGCCAUCAAGGAGGCAAAGGAGCAGCACCCAGACAUGUCAGUGACCAAGGUGGUCGUCCACCAGGAGACUGAAAUCUCUGAGGAAUGAGCUCAGGAAUCGUUUACCCCCGACUCCCUGCCUGUCUCCCAUCCAAGAGAAAACCAGAGAAAUGAUAAAGAAGCUAACCUGUAAUAGCCAGACUUCAGACUUUCAAGAUUAUUCUAAACCACCAGAAAAUUAAUUUCAUUUUCUAUUUGGAGUUUAUACCAACGGAGUCUUCUAGAGAUCACUGACCUUUUGAAUACCUUUUUCUAUAUUGUGAUACCAGAACUGUUACAACUUUUCACUCUACGGACUGUUUUUAAAGAGCUUUUUGGGUUUUUUUUAUGCGGUGGUUUGUAACCCCUUCAACCUAGCCUCUCCCCAUUUAUUUCCAACCCAGACACUGACAGGGUCCACAGAAUUCUUCUGGAAAACCUCCAAAGACUCUGUCAGCUGUGUUGGGGGCCAAAGCCAGCUUAAUGGGGCUGUCCUGCUCUCCCCUAGUUUUGUACCCUUUGGAUGACAGCAGAAACUUUAGAAACCAGCCCUUUCUCAGAACCAAUGACGUAACUUUACCAGAAUGUCAGGCAGGGUGCAGCCCUGACUCACAGACCCCAGAAAAGUGUCCCUGUCCCUUUGUGGGGGGUGGUUUGGGUGAGGCAGAGACCUCUGCAAAGAAUGUAGUGUUUCCUUUUCCUUCCUCCCUCCUGUUCUUUCUUUUUGGAGCUUCUUUAGAUCAAAGAUAUAAGAAGUUGCUCAGCUAUAUCUGAUACUGUGAAUGUUUUAACAGAUCCGUGGCCUUCACCUUCCUGUCCUCCCUCCCCUUUUACCUCAUCAGAAGCAAUGGCUCUGCUAAGUGCUCCCUCCACCUCCCAUCUCAGGAGAGCAAAACUCACAGAAAAAUAGGCACUUUUGGCUGAAAGCACUAAUGGCACAUUUUUAGUGGUGUUUUGGGCAAAGGAAAUGAAUGAAGUUUGUGAAAGGUUUUCUAGUUCUGGAAAUGUGCACCUCACACAGGGGAAUGGUGGGGUUUACCUCGGUCAGAGCCUGCUAAGAAGUACUUCCAGGUGACCAUUCCUGGGCCUCUUCUGUAAUCCCGGGAUGAUAGGGAAUGUGACUUAGAAGGAGGCUGUGUUCCUUGCCUGUCUUCUUCCCACCAACACCCACCUGCAAACACCCUUCUGGAGCAAACAAGACCCCACAUGCCAGGGGGUACAUGUACCAGCUCUACUCCUUUCCACUCGCCAUCUGAGGUCUGCCAGGUUUUGUAGCUUGAUUUUUAUGGUAGAUUUGGGUUCUUUUGUUUUGGUUUGAAAAUGAGGACUGAUGUCCCAGUUCCACCAUUCCUGGUAUGGAUUCGGGGGCAUUUUUAUUCAGUGGGGCUUCUCUAAUCUUCUAGCUUGCUUCCCACAAACAUCUGCCUAAUUCUAGGACAGAAGUGAAUUCAUGAGACAGACGGUGGGUUGGAGUCCACAAUCACUGGGGGCUCAAGGGCAGUGAGCAAGAGAGAAGUCCGACUCCUCUGCUCCCACGGUGGGAGCAAGUGGCAUGUGUCCAGUCUCUGCUGGCUGCAUUUUGUUUAGAUAGACUCAGUUGGUUUGAACUGACAAGUGUAUGCAUUUUUUUUUUAAGUAGUUAGGUGGAAUUAUUACUAACCAACAGGCAGCUCUCUAGGGAGGCACAGGAAGAGCUCAGGUGGGUUGUGUGACAGGCUUGGGGAGGCUGUCCUGUCUCAGGAACAGACUUAGGCCUAUGGGCAUAGGGUAAAUGGUGGGACUUCAUGGUUGGUCCCCAAGCCUGGGUGGUGCUGAAGUUAGACGUCUAGCUCAUAUCCAGCAACCAUAUAAUAUGAGCUCAAUUCCCAGUGGCCAGAUGUCCUCCUGAAAGCCACCAUGGCCCCCAAAGCUGUAACCUGUGGAAUGAAGAGGGUGGGGGAGAGGAAGAGGGCAUAGCAGUGCAUUAGAAAUCUGGCAGACUGGAUAUCCUGUGCCAUUCAGACCAGUGUGGCAGCUUUCAGAGCACAGGACCAUGAAUCAGGCGGCCUAACCUUUCCUUCAGCUCUGUCACCAACUCCGUACACUUCUCCUCACUGCUUCCUUGUCUAUAAAUUGGACCAGAAAAUCUAUGAUGCCCUUCUAGCACCGAGAAAUCAUGAUUUGGACAAGCUAGCAAGAGGGGUGUCCUUCCAAGCCUCCUUCCCUCUCCUCCCUCUCUGGUAACAGAUCUUGGGGUUUGGCAAUAGUUUGGAUUUUUUUCUUCCUGCAGUUGUGUGUGUGUGCAUGUGUGUGUGUGUGCGCGCGCAUGAAGAAAAGCAGACUCUGUCCAGGUGGAAAUGAAGAGGGGAGGGACUUGGCAGCAGUUUUCCUAAAGUGACUCAGACACAUCACAGUAACAACUCUCACUGCAAUUUUAUUUUUAUUUCACUUGAGAAAUAAAGACUUCCUGCAAGCCACAUGAGGUCUCUGCCACCCACCCACCCACCACGCUGGACCUGCAUUUAUAAGCUGAGGGCCCACAGAGCCUGGCUGCAGGGACCGGUCAGGGCAUCUUUGCCCCUCUUCCCAGCCCACCCCCCCGUGUUCUGCACGGCAGCUGAGGAGGAGGGGACAACAGUCCACCUUGGGAAAUGGAGCCAGAGCUAUGGCCUUCCCAACACCAAGGAAUGCUCAUAGGAAAUGUCUGCCCAAGAUCUCAGCCCCAGGCUGGUGGUUUUACAAAUCUCUCUCAAAUGUAUUAUUUUGGUGACAAAAAUGAAGGAGCUUUGUAAAAUUUUAAAAAAUUAUGAAUCAUAUCAAGUAGUUGUUUACAUUUCUUGACAAAAUAAGAACUAUGGCAGCAGAAUCAAAUUGGCAAAAUCCUUAGAUUAAAUAGGCAAUAAUUAGGUCUGCUGUUUUGGCCUUUUGUAGUAAGAGAAGUGGUUGUAGUGUUUAGAUAUGUGUUUGGUCUUGCUUCUUGUACUGCAUUUUUCAAUAAACUUAAAAAAAAAAAAAGA